AUGAAGCUUCUUGCCAUCACCACCUGCAUUGCUGCCUUCGCCGCCUCCGUCCAAGCUGGAAGUCUCCGAAGGCGUGUCCGAAAGUCGCUCGAGGUUGAAUCGAACAACAACAACAACAACAACAACAAUGAACUCAUCAAUGCUGUUUCGGGCUUUAUUGACUUGAAUCAAGAUGGCGCAUUCUUGCAAGACGAGACCAAUCGAUUCCUUCAAAUGUCCAUGUCUAUGCCCAUGCCCACGCCUGCACCCACCAUUGACGAACGUGGACCUCAAAUUGAAGCCAAAUGCAGUCAAUCGGCUUCGGAACGCAGCAGGGAUAUUCUUUCCAUUCUCACUCCCUUGUCCGAAGAAGAUUCCUUGUUGAUUGGCAAUACCCUUCAAUUCCAAGCCCGUAUGUGGGUCGACGAAAUGGAUCCUGCCAUUAUCUGUGCGUCUGAUGCCGAUCGUAUCAUGCAACGGUACCGUGCGGCUCUUGUGUAUUACUCACUAGGAGGAGAUUCGUCUUGGACUACCAGUACUGGUUGGUUGACUGGAUCCAACGAAUGCGAAUGGUUUGGACUCGAGUGCGAUGGUUACACUGCUGCCACUGACAGCGACUCGUACGUUCCCAUUACGGCGGUUCGUUUGGACCAAAACGGCUUGACUGGGGAACUGCCAGCCGAACUCUUUGGACUACCAAGCUUGCAGCGAAUGAUCAUGGAGGGCAAUUCCAUUUCGGGAUCCAUUCCAGAAGGCAUUAGUCAGGCAACUCAACUGGCCACUUUGGAUCUGGACUUUAACAGUCUUUCCGGGGAAUUACCAGCUGGACUUUAUACACUUCCUGCCAUUACCAACAUUGACUUGAACAAUAACAACCUUACUGGAGGAAUCUCAGCUUCCGUUUCGAAUCUAAGUACUUUGAACGUCCUCAACUUGGAAGACAAUGACCUUUCGGGUGCUAUUCCAAUCCUUUCCUUGUUGCAACUUGAAGAGCUCGCCGCCUUUUCCAUUCAAAACAAUGGUUUGACCGGAACUCUGGAACCCAUUUGCAACGUUCUCGAUGACAGAAGACAAAGCUUUCCAAGCUAUGGUGGAUUCUUGUUUGCGGAUUGUGGGGGUGAUGCUCCACCCGUUGCAUGCUCUUGUUGUACGUGCUUGGCGUAA
Molecule: messenger RNA, 1143 nt
Organism: Cylindrotheca closterium
Lineage: Eukaryota; Bacillariophyta; Bacillariophyceae; Bacillariales; Bacillariaceae
Source: the annotation of a GenBank genome assembly